AUGGAAGUCGCAUCUGCCGUUCGACUGCCUUCGCCGGAGCCGGAGCUAGACGACGACGCCAAGGAAGUUCCGCGCAAACGCGAGCGCUCACCAUACGACGGACCGAGUGCUGGGCCAUCGAAGAGAAGUAGGAGAGAUGAUGAAGAGGAUGACCGUCGCAAUGGGGGCUCAGGCCGUCGCCCGGCGCCAAAGCCCACGACCGACGACCUUGCCGAGGAUGACUCGCGAUUGAACCUCUUCAAGAAUGCCUUCAGCGCGAACCGCAAGCUGCCGGUUGACGAUUCAAAGACACGUGCUGGAGGCGCGUAUAUUCCUCCUGCGCGACUGCGCGAGAUGCAAAAGUCAAUUACCGACAAGAAGAGUCCCGAAUUCCAGCGCAUGGCUUGGGAGGCGCUCAAGAAGUCGAUCCAGGGUUUGAUCAACAAGACGAAUACGGCAAACAUCAAGAUGAUAGUGCCGGAGCUGUUCUCGGAGAACCUGGUGCGCGGCCGCGGUCUGUUCUGCAGAGCUAUCAUGAAGGCGCAAGCAGCCAGUCUGCCCUUCACGCCCAUCUACGCAGCCAUGGUCGCCAUUGUCAACACAAAGCUGCCUCAAGUCGGCGAUCUGCUGGUUCGGCGUUUGAUUGUGCAGUUCAGGAAGGGCUUCAGGAGAAACGACAAGGCUGUCGCGCUAUCGAGCACUAUGUUCCUUUCGCACCUCGUCAACACACAAGUCGUCCACGAGAUCUUGAUCGCCGAGAUCCUGCUUCUCCUGCUCAACAAGCCCUCCGAUGACUCCGUUGAGAUCGCAGUCGGUAUCAUGAAAGAGGUCGGUGCUUUCCUCGACGAGAUGAAGCCUGCGAUCGCCAAUGCCAUCUUCGACCAGAUGCGCAACAUCCUCCACGAAGCCGACAUCGACAAGCGAACACAGUAUAUGAUUGAGGUUCUCUUCGAGGUUCGGCGCACAAAGUACAAGGACAACCCUGUCGUAAGGGAAGACCUGGAUCUGGUGGAGGAAGAGGAUCAGAUUACCCACAACCAUACGCUUGAGGGCGAUUUGAAGGUCGAAGACGGUCUGAACAUCUUCAAGGUUGAUCCGGAUUACGAAGCGCAUGAGGAAGAGUACGCGAAGAUCAAGGCUGAGAUUUUGGGCGAAGAGGAAGGUAGCGAUGAAGACGAAUACACGGAUGCAUCGUCUGAGGAUGAGGAAGACGAGGAAGUGAAGGCCAUGGAUGUCAAGGACCAGACCAAUGCGGACCUCGUCAACCUGCGCCGAACUAUUUACUUGACCAUCAAGAGUAGUGGUGGUUUCGAGGAGUGUGUGCACAAGCUUAUGCGCAUCAAUCUACCACAUGGUCUGGAAAAUGAGCUCACAACGAUGAUCGUCGAGUGCGCAAGUCAGGAGCGCACAUACGAGAAGUUUUAUGGCAUGAUCGGAGAGCGCUUCUGCAAGCUGAACAGGAUGUGGACCGACCUUUUCGAGGAAGGAUUCGCCCACUACUACGAGACUAUCCACCGCUUCGAGACGAAUCGCCUUCGCAUCAUCGCACAGUUCUUCGCCCAUCUGCUAGCGUCUGAUGGUAUCGGUUGGCACGUCUUUCAGGUGGUCAAGAUGACGGAGGAAGACACCACAUCCAGUUCACGUAUCUUCGUCAAGAUCCUGUUCGAAGAGCUCCUAGCCUCACUCGGUCAAAAGGUAGUUGUAGAGCGAUUCAAGGAUCCUAUGCUACAGGACAGUCUUACUGGUAUCUUCCCCACGGAUGCAGACGACCAGAGCAAGACACGCUUCUCAAUCAACUUCUUCACCGCCAUCGGUAUGGGUGUGCUUACCGAAGGCAUGCGCGACUGGCUCAAGAACAGUGCGCCCAAGCCUAAGCCACUUCCCGAGCCAGAAAGCGACUCAGACGAUCGCAGUGUCUCAUCAAGAUCAAGCUACACUUCAAGCAGCUAUUCGCGAUCACGCAGCCCAGUUCGUAGAAGGCGCGACGACUCAAGAUCUAGAUCCAGAUCUAGCUCAAGAGGCCGUUCAUACACACGCAGCCCUUCGCCAGCUCGCAAACGUGGAGGUCGUGGCAGAAGCGGGUCUUACAGCUCCGCAUCCCGCUCUCGAUCACGAUCCCGUUCCCCAGCACCCCGCAAACUCAGGAGCAAGCGCUCUUACUCAUCCUCCCUUUCUCGAUCACGCUCCCCGGCACCCAGAAAACGUGGUCGCAGCCCCUCAUCUUCGGUAUCCCGGUCUCGUUCCCCACCGCCAAAGGGCAGAUCAACACGUCGCGGACGUAGCCUAUCUGGCUCCAUAUCCCGCUCUCCUCCUCCACGCCGUAGUCGCAAGUAUUCGACGUCUCCGUCUCGUUCGCCAUCACCUCCUCCACGUCGUCGUCGCGAUUCUAGUAGUCCGCCUCCCAGGCGUAGACGCGCGUCGAGCAGUCCACCACCGUCCAAAGGGAAGGGGAGAGCGAGGGAUGUUAGUGAUAGUCCGCCGCCGCGCCGCAGGAGGGAUUCUAGUAGCCCACCGCCCGAGAGGGGCGUUAAUGGAAAGGGGAAAGCGAUAAAGAGGGAAUACAGUGAGAGUCCGCCGCCAAGGAUUAAGAGGGAUGAUAGCAGUCCGCCACCGAGGAGAAGGAGGGACUCGUAG
Molecule: messenger RNA, 2613 nt
Organism: Alternaria burnsii
Lineage: Eukaryota; Fungi; Ascomycota; Dothideomycetes; Pleosporales; Pleosporaceae
Product: mif4g-domain-containing protein
Exons: 1
Coding region: 1-2613 (870 amino acids)
Biological process (GO): mRNA splicing, via spliceosome
Cellular component (GO): catalytic step 2 spliceosome
Molecular function (GO): protein binding; RNA binding
Source: RefSeq, a predicted model, not a curated record